Messenger RNA from Salvia hispanica, 2429 nucleotides. RefSeq names its product putative serine/threonine-protein kinase WNK3. Gene Ontology annotation, molecular function: ATP binding; protein serine/threonine kinase activity. NCBI's taxonomy places the organism in Eukaryota, Viridiplantae, Streptophyta, Magnoliopsida, Lamiales, Lamiaceae. The record is from RefSeq and is a predicted model, not a curated record. Gene Ontology annotation, biological process: protein phosphorylation.
UUAGAAAAGAUUACAGAAAGUCAAAUAUACAUAUGCAUAACCGACGUAGAUUCGCUCCAGCCCAACAAAAUCCAGUUUACGUCAUCGAACUUGAAUCCAAACAAAUUGCAUACGUUCGCAAAUUCGAGUUUUCACUGUUUCAUUCAUCUAAGCGCGAAACAUUGGAAUUAAAACACAAUUUCGGCCAUCGGAUUGCGGCAAAGAGAGUCAUUUUCAGUAGUAGAUCUGAAUCAGAUUACGUUUUUGAUUGGUUGCGUUUGAAUUAGGCACGAAAAUGGUGCAAGACUCGGCGUCCGAGGCCGAAUCGGACGAUUGUGAUAUCGUGCCCGAAUUCGUCGAGGUGGAUCCCUCCGGUCGCUACGGUCGGUAUAAAGAAGUGCUAGGAAAGGGGGCUUUCAAAAAAGUAUAUAGGGCAUUUGAUGAGUUGGAAGGCAUAGAGGUGGCUUGGAAUCAGGUGAAACUUGCUGAUCUCUUGAGAAAUUCUGUUGAUUUAGAGAGGUUGUUUUCUGAAGUGCACCUGCUCAAAACUCUCAAGCAUAAGAACAUUAUCAAGUUUUACAGCUCGUGGGUCGAUACAAAGAACGAGCAUAUCAACUUCAUUACUGAGAUUUUCGUGUCUGGGACUCUAAGACAGUAUAGGAAGAAACACAAGCAUGUUGAUGUGAGGGCAUUGAAGAAAUGGUCUAGGCAAAUCUUAGAAGGGCUAUCAUAUCUGCAUCGCCAUGAUCCUCCGGUUAUUCAUCGCGACUUGAAAUGUGAUAAUAUAUUUGUCAAUGGGAAUCAAGGAGAGGUGAAAAUUGGUGAUCUUGGGCUAGCUGCUAUCCUACAGCAAGCUCGUUCAGCUCACAGUGUUAUAGGUAAGUUAGUUGAUGAUGGAUUCAAUUUGGCUUUAUGCUUAAAUUUUAUGGUUAAGGUGACAUGUGAUCCUGAGAUAGGUACUCCGGAAUUCAUGGCACCGGAGCUGUAUGAGGAAGAAUACAAUGAACUUGUAGAUGUAUACGCUUUCGGUAUGUGCUUGAUAGAGCUAGUCACCUUUGAGUAUCCGUAUGUGGAAUGCUCCAAUGCUGCUCAGAUAUACAAAAAAGUGACAGCGGGGAUCAAGCCUGCGUCAUUAAAGAAAGUGAAGGAUCCUGCUAUCCGGGAGUUCAUAGAAAAAUGCAUCGCAAAAGCUCCUGAGCGUUUGUCAGCCAAAGAAUUACUAAUGGAUCCAUUCUUAAGAUCUGAUGAGGAAAGUUCAAGUUCUUCACUGUGGACACAAUCUACCGAUGCAGGUGAUAAUGGAAGCUGGUUUGACAUUGGUGGAAACCAAGAUUCUGGAUUUGAGGGUAGUCGAGACUUCACACUGCAGGGUCACAGGAAAGACCAUAAUACGAUAUUUUUGAAGCUUCGAAUAGCAGAUGCAUCAGGUCAUAUACGGAACAUUCACUUUCCAUUUGAUGUCGAGGAGGAUACUUCCACUGCUGUUGCUAGUGAAAUGGUUGAAGAGCUGGAUUUGACAGAUCAAGACGUCUCAGUUAUUGCUGAUAUGAUCGAUUCAGAAUUCCAAUCCCUCGUUCCAGAUUGGACACCUAGAGGAACUGCAAACAGCGGCAGUUUUAAUGGUCAAACAAUGAUUGAAUUUGGUGUACUUGGAACACACGGAGACAUGUCUUCCAGUCCCUCGAUGCAUGAGAAUCAUCCCUCUGGCCCUCUUGUUUUGGAAAGACUCCCCUCGGGUAGAAAAUAUUGGUCUGAUUCGCCCAAAGCUUGUGGCGGAUGCUCACCACUAAAGGCAGGGCCGUCUAACUUGAUGUCAGCUGAUUCAACCGCCUCUGGAGACACCUGGUCUGAAGUGACACAAUCACCAUUCAGCCAUAAAGAUAAUAGCACCUCUCACGAUGUUUCACUUCUCAGUCACGUGGAGUAUGACUCUGAUCACGAAGAUGACAGCAAGCAGGAACCGGAUUCUGCACCUAGCGGGUGCGGGUUACAAUUUAAUGAAGGUCACCGGCUCCUUGGUCCACCUGAAAACAGGAAUACUCGCCAAUUGGAAGAAAAAGACAACUCGUCUCCACGUGGAAGUGACACGGGUGGCAUCAAAAGUGUUCUAAAAAAACUCGACUCUGUGCUGGACGAGCAGUACAAGGAGCUGAACGACCUGAAGCAGAUGCACAAAGAAGCCGUUUUGGAACUUCUGAAGGACGUGCCAAAGGAGGCUCGCCACAGGAUUACUAGAGUAUGCAACGCAAAGAUAUAUGGCACGAAUUGAACAAGAAGCUACACCUCUUCUGUGUUUGAAAGAAAAUUAGUUUUAGAUGUUUGCAGGAAAUUAUCAUGAAUCAUGACCAAUGUCGCCUGCAACUGUUUUGCAAAGAUGAGGUGAUGGAAGAAUAACGUGUAAUGUAUGUUGUAUUACUUUGCUAUAUAGGGAAGUCGUUUUCUUCUUCUUC